Messenger RNA from Exophiala oligosperma, 3240 nucleotides. RefSeq lists its product as uncharacterized. Bases 236 to 2632 code for a protein of 798 amino acids. Gene Ontology annotation, biological process: nuclear-transcribed mRNA catabolic process, nonsense-mediated decay. The record is from RefSeq and is a predicted model, not a curated record. The transcript has 5 exons. Gene Ontology annotation, molecular function: protein binding; telomeric repeat DNA binding; telomerase RNA binding. Gene Ontology annotation, cellular component: telomerase holoenzyme complex. Lineage: Eukaryota; Fungi; Ascomycota; Eurotiomycetes; Chaetothyriales; Herpotrichiellaceae.
AGUACCACCGCAUAAACUCACCUACGAACCUCACAUUACCCUUGCCUGGUCUAAGGAUCGAGGCUCUGCAGAGUCUUCCGAACGAACGAGUCACAUUCUCGGCUACGAAGCGUGCCGGGAAGUGAAGCAACAAACCUCAUGGAGCGCAAUUCACAGCUCUGGCUCGACUUCGUAAACCGCCUGUCCUGACCACGACUACGGUCGCAAUGACCUGGCUCCCCAAUACACAACCAUCAUGGAAGAUGACAUCGCCAAAAAGGCGUCUGAGACUGUUGACCGUCUGGAAAAGGAGGUGAUAUCGAGUUUGAAACACAAAGAGCCUGCGUAUCCACGGCUAGAACAGCAACUUGCCAGACUCCGCACAGCAUGUCAAGAUUAUGUCUUUGCCGAUUUCGAGUUGGCCGCCAAGCACAAGAUCGAGUCACGCUUGUGGGAGGCACAUUCCAAGGUCAACAAGACAUUCAGGGUAAUUCUGGCCAGAUUUCGAGAGGGGGAGAGUAAGAAGAAGCAUGUCGAACGCCGGAAGGCUGAAAAGCUCUAUCUCGACUUCAUCAAAUCAAGCAUGCGCUUCUAUCGUGGUUACAUUCAGCGACUGGCUUCUCACUUUGCCGAUAUACCGGAGGUAUUCGAAGUUGCCCGAAAGUUCAAUCUCGAUAUCACCUCGGCGGACUCGUCUCAGCUGGUAGAUUUGGCUCUUAAAAAGCAGAUCAUUCGCUCCUGCUACUUAACUUUGAUUCAGCUUGGUGACCUAUCUCGGUACAGAGAGACGGAGCUGCAGACCAAAGAACGCAACUGGGGACCAGCUAAAGGGUACUAUGACCUGGCCACCACCCUUGAUCCUUCUUCUGGCAUGUCUUACAAUCAACUUGCUGUAAUUGCUCUGGCAGAUCAGGAUCAUCUGCGAGCAGUGUAUUAUUUGUACCGGGCCAUUUCCGCUCCUAAUGCUGCUCCUCAAGCUGAGGGCAAUCUCAAAAUUGAGUUUCGCAAAGUCAAGUCCAAAUUGACACAAGGAAAACCUUUGUCAGAUGUCGCCACCAUCGGCGACGGCAACACAGAUCUAUUGCACCGCUUCCUUCUUUUCCACGCCCGCUGUUUCGAAGCUGGCUUUACCGGCCAUGAAGACCAGCAAAGCGAAAUCCUCGACCUCCUAGCGAAUGAACUUCGAGCGAGACCAUGUGAUACGCUACUUCGGAAAUUCUGCUUGAUCAAUAUUGCUGCCGAAAAGUAUGCAGCAGACAAAAUCAUGGAAGCUGGGCGAGAUAGCGAUAUACCAGUAGCAACCAGUUCCUACAAAAUGCUGCAACAUCAUAACAUACUAACUUUCACCCGCCUUCUCAAGAUGCUCCUUGAGGAGCUUCAACGACUCGGAUCUGUCAGGGCCGACUCUGUAACUUUUCUAUGCAGACGUCUUCUGCCUCAUCUGAGGAUUUACAGCGGUUGGCUUCUGAGCAAUGUCGACCUUCUUCCUUCCAAUAACUUUGCGCAAACCGAUUUGAGAGAGUUCUGGCAGGUAUAUGCUCUAACAGUUACUCUUCUUAUCCAAAAAUUCGCAGUGCCUACGAUUGGCGACAUAGCUUAUCUGCUGGAGGAGGAUCAAGACACCUUGGGAUUUACACCUUUCCAAAAGUCCAUCUGCGAGGAACGCUUCUACGAUUUUGCAAACAGUAUCAAACCAAUGUAUUCAGAAUCAAUGUUUGGCGAGCGAUCAAUUGAAAAGGAGAUGCUUUAUCGUAUGAAAGGUCUUGUCAAGGACGGGCUAAUGCUUUGCCAAAGAACGGGUCACCUUGAACCAGAAUCGAAUGCCCCAAAUGCGGCUCCAUUGCUCUUUGCUGGAAAGCAGCUGAUUUAUACGGGACAGACUGAUCUUCAAACCUCUUCGUCCCUGGGCUCGUCGAUACACAUGAAUAGUUCGGCAGGAAGCGUCAAUGUAGAGAACAUUGACCGCGUAAAGAGCUCUCUUAAUGCCAUUUCUCAACGUCGAAGCAAUCCAGACGAUAUUACAGAAACCUCUAUGAAGUCGACCAUGGAGAACAUGGUGUUUGCCCUCACAGAACGCGAAGAGCCGAUUUCAAGUAUGAAGACACCAUCUGCGCAUGGCCUGCUGCGACGGAGGUCGCAAUUAGCUCAUGGACCAGAGGAUAUGUCAGACAAUGCACAUUCCUUCCGACGGUCAACAGGUUCUGUCUCAGGGCUUCAGGGUCAUAUGGGCGGGCAUCCAAUAAUUCCUCCAGUUACACAUUCGCCUUUUACGCCAACAGCCGAAGAGUCUGGCUUCUCACCUGGUGCAGGCCCGGCGAGACGUCCUGAUCCAUUGCCAUUCCCAGUUCAGCUUAGCAGUUCGGUUCAAUUUAAUGCGCAGAUCAAGCACAUGCAGCAACAAAUAGAGAUGAGAUCAUCGCCACUCGAGUCUCUCCAGCCGACCUUGUCUAGUCACUAUGAUUCGCCGACACAUUUGACCUCGCGGAAUCAUCAACAUAAAACUGCUACACCUCCACUGUCACCUUGGCAAGAUCUCAGCCAGGUGCUAGGAAGAACCCUACCAACACGAAGCCCGGAACCGUCUCCAUUUGGAGCCAUUGGAGAAGCACGCCCUAAGAGUAGCCGUGCGCCAACAAGCGGACAGCCCGGAUGAGCGAUUCACGAGUUCAUGGAUCAUGCCAUCAGAUUUGAUAGGCAAGAUUGUACUAUGAAAAGUCUCAAGCCGAGUCAAUGAGUAAGGAUCUUGCGAGGAGAGGCUAAGAUGUGCCUUAACUCUGCCCAUCACAUGAGAAAUUUGGGCACUGGUCACAAGUUGUGUGGCUGCACUCUUGAGUCGCCAGAAUGGCCGAUGCCACCAAACAAUCUCCAGUUCUGAAAGCAAUUUUUCGCACAGCACAGAGACCGAGCCAGUGCUAUUGCUAUUGCAACUGCAGAGUAGACAUUCAGGGUGAAAGUCAAUGGGCCAUCUGGAUCUAUUGCAUCUCAUCUUUUCUAUCUAUUUGUGGUGAACGCUCUCAUGCUGCAAGUUCUUGGGCCGCAAAGGGUCCUUCCUGGCUCUAUAUUGUAGUGCAGCUUCUUCAUCAUCAUGUCGUGGAGGACGUGCGUGGUAUCAUGCCAAGAGUACCUCUGGUCUUGUUGAAAUAGACCGUAUCGUACCAAAAUCAGAACGCUUUUAGUGUUACAAAAUCAAUGUGGUAGCCAUCAUCCUUUAUGCCUUGAAACUCUGCUUGGGGAUUGGGUAUCUGAGCAGAUGGUCAGUCA